GGAGCGGUGCCUGUGGGCAGGGGCUGGAGACUCCUGGUGAGGGAGCUGCCUCUCGCUCUGACAGGUGGUCGUGUGGGGGUCUCCCCGAGGUUUGCGUCUUCACCGGGUCCCAGAUCCUGGGGGUCAGCGAAGGCGCGGGGCUCCUGGGUGCUUCGAAUCCUGAUGAGGAUGCUGCCCAAGCGCCAGUCUUGGGCUGCUCCUUGGGAGGACUUUUAAAACUGCUGUUAUCUAAUGGUCCAGCCUGGACCUCUGUAUGGCUUUUCAAUUUUAGUUGAAAUUCCCUCCAUGGCCUUUUGGAGUCCCUUGGUGUGUCUCCAGAGUAAAUUUCGAUUACUCUACUUUUCAUCAAUGUUGGAGUGGCAAGACAAAGAAGGAACUGAUUUGGGGUGAAAAGUUUUUUCCCCCUAGGCAUAACAAACUGUAAACUUCAAAAGAAAAAAGAAAAAACGGAUAAAGCAAAGAUGGGUGAAAAGAAACCAGAGCCUUUGGACUUCGUGAAAGAUUUCCAGGAAUAUCUGACUCAGCAGACUCAUCAUGUGAACAUGAUUUCUGGAUCAGUUAGUGGGGACAAAGAAGCAGAGCCUCUUCAGGGAGCUGGAACAGAUGGUGAUCAAAAUGGACUCGAUCACCCAUCUGUUGAAGUUUCCCUGGAUGAAAACUCAGGAAUGUUAGUAGACGGGUUUGAAAGGACCUUUGAUGGGAAGCUCAAGUGUCGGUACUGCAACUAUGCCAGCAAAGGAACAGCCCGGCUUAUUGAACAUAUUAGAAUCCACACAGGUGAGAAACCUCAUAGAUGUCACUUAUGUCCAUUCGCAUCUGCUUACGAGCGUCAUCUGGAAGCCCACAUGCGUUCCCAUACAGGAGAAAAACCAUACAAAUGCGAAUUAUGUUCCUUCCGCUGCAGUGAUCGAAGUAACCUGUCCCAUCAUCGAAGGCGCAAGCAUAAAAUGGUACCAAUUAAAGGUACUAGGUCUUCCUUAAGCAGCAAGAAAAUGUGGGGAGUUUUACAGAAGAAAACAGGCAAUCUGGGCUAUAGCAGAAGAGCAUUAAUCAACUUAAGUCCGCCUUCCAUGGUGGUUCAGAAGCCAGACUACCUUAACGAUUUUACCCAUGAAAUCCCAAAUAUCCAGACUGACUCCUAUGAAAGUAUGGCAAAAACCACAUCAACUGGUGGCCUACCACGGGACCCCCAAGAACUCAUGGUUGACAACCCUUUGAAUCAGCUCUCAACUCUGGCGGGACAGUUGUCUAGUUUGCCACCGGAAAACCCAAACCCUGCAUCUCCUGAUGUCGUGCCCUGCCCCGACGAGAAGCCUUUCAUGAUGCAGCAGCCCUCAGCCCAAGCAGUGGUUGCUGCCGUGUCGGCGAGUAUUCCUCAGAGCUCCUCUCCCACAAGCCCUGAACCUCGGCCGUCACAUAGUCAGAGGAACUAUAGUCCGGUGGCAGGUCCGAGCAGUGAACCAAGUGCCCACACGAGUACUCCCAGCAUAGGAAACAGCCAGCCGAGCACUCCAGCUCCGACCCUGCCGGUCCAGGACCCGCAGCUUCUGCACCACUGCCAGCACUGUGAUAUGUACUUUGCCGACAAUAUCCUUUACACUAUUCACAUGGGAUGCCAUGGGUAUGAAAAUCCUUUUCAGUGUAACAUAUGUGGUUGCAAAUGUAAAAACAAGUAUGAUUUUGCCUGUCAUUUUGCAAGGGGACAGCAUAACCAACACUGAUUGAAAAUAAUCACAUUAUGCUUUACUUGGUUUUACCUUUUUGUGUUUUAUAGUUUUGUUUAUUGGUUUUUUCGGGGGGGGUCACUCCUAAUAAGGUGUCUGCUAAUUUAAAGUCUACAUAUUUAUAGAAUAUAAGUUUGACAGUGGAAACAAAAUUUUUUUUUUCUAUAAAAAUCUGGGCAGGCUCAUUUAUGUAUUAGAGCAGUGCGACAGGUUGGUGUCUAUAUUUUCCUUUCACUUAGACAGUUGAGAAUUGGAGUGCAGUCAUAAUCCUAACAGGUAUUCAUUUAAAUUUCCCAUACUUACGGUCCAUAAACACUUCAAAGCUUACUGAUACUCUUGGUAUUUCAACGUAUACAUUGCAGCUAGAUAUUAUUUCUGCCAUAUUUCAACAUGGUAGAAUUACCGUCUCUUACAAAGUCUGUUAACAGCUUAUUUCAGUGUUUAGUAGAGGAAUUACCUUUAACCUCGUUCUUCGUCAAAGUGCUGUUUCAUUCACAUUGCUGAACGUUCACAGUACUUUCAUUUUACCCGAUAAUCACAGAGCUAUUUAGUGUAGCAGAUCCUUCUUUUUUUUUUUUUUUUUCCCUUAAGGGGAAAUGUAGAAGGGGUCAUUCUUUUUAAAUUCAAGUUAUAAAAACUUGAGGUAAAAGUUCUAAAAAGAAAUGAAACCUAAAUUGAAAAAUGGGGUUUAAUAAUACUUAAGAUACCUGCUUAUUCAAUUCCUAGUUUAAAUGUGUCAGUUUUCCAUUGGAUUGUUUUUAUUCUGGUUUAUUGUAAAAACCACAUGAGAAUGCUAGAAAUAUCAGAGGAUUAUCUAUAAAGAUGCCUUUUUUUUUUUUAAUUUGAACCUUUCAUUUAAAUUCUUCACUCUGACAUUAGUAGUGUCAGGUAGAGAUUGAUAAGUAUACUGAGAAUCUGUUAUUCCUCCUAUUCCUUUGAUGACCAAAGAGGUACGGUGGGAGUCAUCCAUCUUAUUCCUUGGAAAUGCAGUCCCUCAAAAGAAAAAAAAAAUCUCUGAAGUUUCCAUUUCCUGCCUUCUAUUUCAUUUACUGCCUGUAAUUUCCAAGAAGUGGGUAUAGAAACACAUGGGAAAAUAGGAUGGUGAAGUAAUAUUUAAAAAAAUGAGAAUGUGUGUCCAAAACAAAUUCUGGUUUUCCCUUCAGAAUUGGCCAUUUAAAAUAUUUUCUGUGAAUUCAACUUGUAAUGCUUAUUUGCAGUUCUGCCAGUUUUUCAUGGACAGUGACAAAACUAAAUGGAGACUGAAUCGUCGCCUUAGUAGGAAAUGGUACAAAAGUGGGAAAAUAGAUAUAAAAUGCAUUUAAAUGUGAUAUUUGAUUUGUUUACAAAAAUAAGACUUGCUAAAUCUAGAAUAAUUUUGAAUAGGAGGCUAUUGUUUUUAUAUUGUGUGAUAACUAGCUUACUCUGAAGAGAGCUUGGUCAAACAAUAAAAUAUAUUGUUACUAACUGUUGGUUUCUGUGUACUUUGCAAAAGUUUCAUUUGUAAUUUGGUUCAGAUCUUGAAAGUGUUGCUAAUUGGCUUCUUAAAGAGAAUACCCUAACUAUGAAGCAUUUAUGAAGCAAAAAGGACCUCCACUCUUCGAUAGUAAAUAGAAAGGGAAAUACCGGCGGUCAGCGUCCACCGAGACCCGCACGUGCCAAGUUACCGCAUCUCCUGGCCUCCCUUCCAGAUGCUAGAAAGCCAUUAAAAUGAGUUCUCGUGGUUUAAUACCCAGUCGAAACUAACCUCAACAGCAUUGUUCAAAGAUCAGCAAGGAGUCUGUCCAAACUAUAAAUAAUUCUCCUCCUUGUCAAAUCUGAGGCUUCUGAAUCUACAGUUGUGUUUCUCUUGUUGCUCAAAUCACUCAUUGCUCAGAUCAGCUUGAAUGCAACCAUUUCCAAAUGUGGAACUUGGCUGUAGUAUUUAUUUAUUGCCAGAAAGAAACAGGUUGCUGUCACUUGGAAGCUUUUGUAAUUAUUUUCUUCCUUCUCACUUUUUUUCUAAACGUAAAAGCAAUACCCUGAGAUAGAAAAUGAAAGCUUUCAUUAAAGAGAAAGAACCCUCUUGUUAAAACCAGUUUAUUAACUCUAUAUUCUGGGCCAAAUAGUGACAAACACUUUUUUUCUGGCAACUAAAGAUAGAUGUUUUGAAGGUACAUUUUAAUUUAAACAGAAAAUAUCUUUUUUUCAUAAUUAUAAAACUAGAAUGUAUAAUUCUAAUUUUCCUAUGACUUUAAAGAGCACAGUUGGUAUUCCAAAGGUGUCAAUGCUUGAGAGCUACAAUUAAUUCUAAAUGCACUAAAGUUUUUGAAUCAAAUCUACCUUAUAAACUUUUUUAGUAUUGUAUUUUUAAAAAGAUUUAGGAUUUUAUUUAAACUUUCUGUGAGUUAAAUUUUAUACAUGGAAAGAUGAUACUAUCUUCCAUUAAGUGUUGAAUACAUUUCUCCCAUUUUAUUUUUAAUUAAAUAUUUUAUAGAAAUGAGCUGCUAGGAAAAGUUGAACAUGAAUUAUAGUACUUUGCUGUUAACAGGCAAUGUUCUGAAACUAAAUGUAUUUUUGUUCAGUGAACAUAAGUUUAGAUUUUUAAAGUUGGUAGAUAAUUUAUCUCCACUAAUAUUUUUUUAAGAAACUGUGAAGAGAUUAACGGAAUAAUUUCAUUUCAGAUUUUACUAAUAUAGUAUGUAGCUACAACUUCUUGAAAUUCAAGUAAAGGCUAGACUUUUACUUUGAAUUAUUUUCCAGUGCUAUUUCAUUUUAGAAAUAAAUGUUUGCCAUUCAUCUGCAGAAUUGUUUGACAAAGGGAAUAUUACUUAAAAAAUGUUGAGAUAAACCUCAUUUUAAGUUCUACAAAAAUAUUUAUCAAGUGGAUGUAUUAUUUAAAAAAAAAUUCCCUGCUAAGGACUUUUUCAUUAAAUAGUCUUAGAGGGAGGGUAUAUGAUUUCUAGAACUUGUUUUUGUCAAUUUGUACUUUGAUGUAAAGAACAUAUUUUGUAUGCAAAACAUAAACCUUGAGUAUGGUUGCAAAACACUAUAUUGUUUAGGGAUUCCAGAGAGCAGUUCAAUGCUGAAAUACCUAUAAUAGUCUGUAGUUCCUAUUGUGAAUGAAGCUUUGCUUUUGUAAUACAUGAAUAAAACAAAGUAACACUU
Ailuropoda melanoleuca (giant panda) is the source of this 4868-nucleotide messenger RNA. RefSeq names its product IKAROS family zinc finger 5 (gene IKZF5). The transcript has 5 exons. The record is from RefSeq and is a predicted model, not a curated record. Gene Ontology annotation, molecular function: DNA-binding transcription factor activity; RNA polymerase II cis-regulatory region sequence-specific DNA binding. NCBI's taxonomy places the organism in Eukaryota, Metazoa, Chordata, Mammalia, Carnivora, Ursidae. Gene Ontology annotation, biological process: regulation of transcription by RNA polymerase II. Bases 462 to 1721 code for a protein of 419 amino acids.